AAUUUUUUUUUGACACAAAAAAAUACGUUAACUAAAUAUUAAAAAACUGACCGAUUUUUUUUUCGGGUGAUAUAAAAGAUAUUAUCAUUUAUUAUCAUUUAGUAAACUAGAAACUCAUAGCCUGAAGACAUUUAUCUGUUAAAAAAAGUUAAACUGAAAACUACCGAUAGUUUUGUUAUACUUUUUGUUGAUUGACAUAACUUUCCUAUUGAUUACCGAUUGAUUAGUAUCUCUUAGAUUAGAAUCAGUUGUCUUUAAAACAAACAAAUCAAUCAAUCAAUUGGUGUUUCUAAAUGACAGUCAGACCCAUAUUGAUGACAGUGUCGGCAGUGGCAGUGGUGUUGCUGUUGUUGAUGAUUACCAGUCGUGCAAUUGAUGGCCAAAAACAACAUCGACUACGACGACAAACAACAGGCGGCAGACCUUUGGGUGGUAUUGUUGCCGACAACGACGCCGCCGCUGCCGAUGAUGAUACCAACAGUGGUGGUCGUGUAAUAUCUGCGGCACCCAUAGGUCUGGUGUCGGGACAGCCGCCCCAACAGAUCGGACAGAUUGAGUUCGAUGUCGAAGUCGAAGAGGAACAGCUCAAAGACGGCCAACAGGCGCCCAGAGUCGACAUCGUUGGCUCCAGAAAGGGUUCGGAAAAUUUGGACAAAACGGGUGGCAAUCGUGUAAUCACUGGAAUACCGGUUGAAAUGGCAUCCGAACGGACAAAAUUAGGUGACAUAGAGUUAGAUAUGGAUAUCACCGACAAAAGCAAAUCCUAUCGAAAGUCCAAACGACCCGAACUGGUUGUCCAUCCGAAAGCCGAGCAGAAGACUACCGGCAGCGGUGUCGACGGCGGCAGUGAUGGCCUCCAAACAUCAACAGCAGCUGAUGAUGAGUUGGAUAGUCUAUUAAAACUGGCCGCAAAUAACAUUGAUAACAACGGUGAUGAUGCUAAUGGAGCAGCUGAUAACGAAUCAGAUAGUGACGUAAAACUGGCCGCACAUAUGCCCGACAAUGACGCUAAGGGACAGCCGUUGUCAUCAUCAUCAGUGACCAAACCUCGGUUUAGGGAUCUAAUAACACCAAAUUUAUUUACCUUUACAUCUGAUGAUGUUAUCAAUACUACAACUAGUGGUUACGGUGGCGGUGACCAAUCGGCUAAUACCGAUGCCCCUCCAGUUAUAGAUACUACUAUCGGGUCCACCAAAUCGGGUGCCGCCGCCGCAGCCAUAACUCUGGUCACUACUACAACAACACUACCAUUGAUUGGUCGGUUGUUGGCCAUUGUGUGGCCAAUUGUUAUGCUAUUGUCGGCAUUAUUCUCGUAUAUAUAAAUUAGACAUUAAUUUUAUGUUUAAUAUAUAUAUAUAU
This is a messenger RNA of Oppia nitens, 1359 nucleotides long. RefSeq lists its product as uncharacterized. Lineage: Eukaryota; Metazoa; Arthropoda; Arachnida; Sarcoptiformes; Oppiidae. The transcript is spliced from 3 exons. The record is from RefSeq and is a predicted model, not a curated record. Bases 294 to 1322 code for a protein of 342 amino acids.